ACUCACUCUCCGCCUGUUGUCCCGCACGGCUCGGCUCGGACACACGCAGACACUCAAAACACACCGCGAGGACACGGAAUGGAGACGGAAGGGAGCCAGACCAGCCUGUCCACCACGGACUCCCCUCACGACCCCUGCAAAAUGUUCAUAGGUGGACUCAGCUGGCAAACAACACAAGAGGGUUUGAAGGAGUACUUCUGCAAGUACGGCGAGGUGAAGGAGUGUAUGGUGAUGCGAGAUCCGGUUACUAAGCGCUCGAGAGGGUUUGGAUUCGUCACCUUUGUUGAUCAGGCCGGCGUGGAUAAAGUUUUGGCCCAAACCAGGCACGAGCUGGACUCAAAAACAAUCGACCCAAAGGUUGCAUUCCCUCGCAGAGCUCAGCCUAAGCUGGUGACUCGAACCAAGAAGAUCUUUGUGGGAGGACUGUCAGUGAACACAACCAUCGAGGACGUGAAACAGUAUUUCGACCAGUUUGGGAAGGUCGACGAUGCCAUGCUCAUGUUCGACAAGACCACCAACAGACACAGAGGCUUCGGCUUCGUGACGUUUGAGAACGAGGAUGUGGUGGAGAAAGUCUGCGAGAUCCACUUCCACGAGAUCAACAACAAAAUGGUGGAGUGUAAGAAAGCCCAGCCCAAGGAGGUGAUGUCCCCCACGGGCUCAGCCAGGGGGCGCUCUCGUGUCAUGCCCUAUGGAAUGGACGCCUUCAUGCUGGGCAUUGGUAUGCUAGGUUAUCCAGGUUUCCAGACAGCUACUUACACCAGUCGGAGCUACGCUGGCAUCACUCCUGGAUAUACCUACCAGUUCCCUGAGUUCCACUUAGAGAGGACUCCCCUUCUGACUUCACCCCACCCCCCUGAGCUCACAGCCAUUCCUCUCACAGCGUACGGACCAAUGGCAGCAGCAGCGGCGGCAGCAGCAGUAGUUAGAGGUAUGUGACAUUACUAACAUGUGAAAUUAAAGUGACCCACUUCCUGAUAUACAGAAUUCAGUAGAACAAAAAAGCAGUUUUUAAAAGUAU
This is a messenger RNA of Plectropomus leopardus (leopard coralgrouper), 1021 nucleotides long. The record is from RefSeq and is a predicted model, not a curated record. Lineage: Eukaryota; Metazoa; Chordata; Actinopteri; Perciformes; Serranidae.